This is a messenger RNA of Musa acuminata AAA Group (dessert banana), 1914 nucleotides long. Its product is annotated as E3 ubiquitin-protein ligase RDUF1-like. Gene Ontology annotation, cellular component: cytoplasm. NCBI's taxonomy places the organism in Eukaryota, Viridiplantae, Streptophyta, Magnoliopsida, Zingiberales, Musaceae. The transcript is spliced from 2 exons. The record is from RefSeq and is a predicted model, not a curated record. The coding region runs from base 383 to 1558 and encodes 391 amino acids. Gene Ontology annotation, molecular function: ubiquitin protein ligase activity. Gene Ontology annotation, biological process: protein ubiquitination.
CGAAGCGGUUAGAACGCCGUCUUGGGGGAGCUAUGCCGUGCCAUCAAGCGUCCGAAGCACGCCAUCACGCACGCGCCUCCGCUGCCGAAAUCGUCGACCGCUUCAAGUCUCCCCCCUUUUGCCUUCCCUCCUCAGGCCGUCCUCCUUUUCCCCACCCAAAUCCCCGAGUCAUCGCGGGGUUUGGGUGCAAAUUAAGUAAGGGACUUGGAUUACGUAGGGAAUUUGUAUUUUUUUUUCUCGUCUUGGUUGCUGGGAAUUUUUUGGGAUACCCGGAGAUCGGAUUCUAUCUGCAAUCGAGCGAUUUUUUUGAUAGCUUGACCGGUGUUGUUGAGGGAUUCCUUUCCUCCCCCGGAGCUUCGUCGUCGCCUUCGCCUUGCUGUCGAUGAUGACUUCUAUGGCGACGGCGCCGUCGUACUGGUGUUACCGUUGCAGUCGCUUCGUCAGGGUUUGGCCCCGGGACGCAGUCGUCUGCCCCGACUGCGGCGGCGGCUUCCUCGAGGAGGUGGAUUCGCCUCCCCGCCCCCUUCCUGUCUCUGCAGCCAGCGCGGAGCCUCGUCGCCGCCGGUUCCCCUCCACCGCCGUCGACAGAGCCGGCGUUAGGAGGCACCACCGUUCGUCCACUGGCGAACGUUCCCCUUUCAACCCCGUCAUCGUCCUCCGCGGUCCGCCCGAAGGUCGAGGCGAUGCGGAUCGUGCCACCGGCAACAGCUUCGAGCUCUACUAUGAUGACGGCUCCGGAUCUGGCCUCCGUCCCUUGCCGGAAAGCAUGUCGGACUUCUUGAUGGGAUCUGGGUUUGAGCGACUACUCGACCAGCUCGCCCAGAUCGAGGUCAAUGGAUUCGGUGGGGGCGGUGGCUUCGAACACCCACCGGCUUCGAAGGCUGCCAUCGAAUCGAUGCCCACCAUCGAGAUCGCUGACGGCCACAUCAUGAUGGAAUCCCAUUGUGCCGUCUGCAAGGAUCCCUUUGAGCUCGGAGCUGAAGCCCGUGAGAUGCCCUGCAAGCACAUCUACCACCAAGAUUGCAUCUUGCCAUGGCUCUUGCUCAGAAAUUCUUGCCCUGUUUGCCGCCAUGAGAUGCCGACAGAUGCACCGGAAAGGGGUAUGGCAGAUCCCGAUGCCGAUGAGCAGACUCACGUCGCUGGCAACGAGGAGGAGAUGGUGGGACUCACCAUAUGGAGGCUUCCUGGUGGUGGGUUUGCCGUUGGGAGGUUUACUGGUGGCAGGAGAGCAGGGGAGAGGGGACUUCCAGUCGUUUACACAGAGGUGGAUGGUGGAUUCAGCACCGGUGGAGCACCGAGAAGAAUAUCAUGGUCCUCCAGAGGGAGUCGGUCGAGGGAGGGUGGAGGAAUUGGUCAAGCAUUCCGCAGUUUUUUCUCAUUCUUCAGGCGUUUGAGAUCUUCUUCCACCACUUCGUCGAGAUUGAGCUCUGAAUCUCGUUCAACCUCUACCUCUUCUCUUAGAAGCAGGAGGCAUUCAAUCUUCAGUAGGAGUUCGCGGAGCCGCACCACUAAUUGGGCAUUGGAGGAUGGGAAUGCAAGUGCAAUUGCAAGAUGGUGAUGAUGACAAAGAACUUGGAAAGCUCAGCUACUUCUCUCCUUGGCUUCAAUUCCUCUACAAAACUGUAAUUACUUGAUCCUUCAAGAGGAGUGAAAAUGAUUGUGUAAAAGGUGGAGAUGGGUGGUCUCUAGACAUGAUUCAACUGUAAUUAGAGAAGAGCUAAAUGACAAAGCAUCUUCGCGGUUCUAACUCCUCUGGGCUUCAUUACAUAUUCUGUUCUCUUUUCCACACAGAGGAGGCUGUAACUUCUCAGGAGUCAUAAUAUUAUGAAGGUAUAUACCUUCUUGUAGUGCCCUUAUUUCAAAAUUUAUAAUGUUUGAGCUCUUAUUUCAAAAAUUAUAAUGUUUGACAUUCUA